AUGGCCAUUAAAAAAGGAGAGAAGAUGUAUUUUACAUGUAAUGACCUCAUCAUGUCACCAUAUGAAACAUGCAGUGGGAAAAAUAAGACAAUAGCACAGUCUUGUGAUGUGAAAAUCAUGAAACGAAAAUAUACAAAUUCAUUUAGAAUAAACAAAACAUGGAUGCACACUCCUGAAGCCUUAUCAAAGCAUUAUAUUCCCUAUAAUGCAAAGUUUCUUGGCAGUACAGAAGUGGAGCAGCCCAAAGGCACAGAAGUCGUAAGAGAUGCUGUUAGAAAAUUAAAGUUUGCAAGACAUAUCAAGAAAUCUGAAGGCCAGAAGACACCCAAAGUUGAAUUACAAAUCUCAAUCUAUGGUGUAAAAAUUCUCGAUCCAAAAACAAAGGAAGUCCAGCACAACUGUCAGCUCCACAGGAUAUCAUUUUGUGCCGAUGAUAAAACUGACAAGAGAAUAUUUACUUUCAUAUGCAAAGACUCAGAGUCAAAUAAGCAUCUGUGCUAUGUAUUUGACAGUGAAAAGUGUGCAGAAGAGAUAACUUUAACAAUUGGUCAAGCAUUUGACUUAGCUUACAGGAAAUUUCUGGAAUCUGGAGGAAAAGAUGUUGAAACAAGGAAACAAAUUGCAGGUUUACAGAAAAGAAUUCAAGAAUUAGAAACUGAAAAUACAGAACUGAAAAAUAAAGUUCAAGAUUUGGAAAACCAGUUAAGAAUAACACAAGUACAUUCAUCUCCACUGCUGCACAUAAAGUGUGAUAAUGAUGAACACAUGUUUCAAAGACCCUCUGCUUUUUUCUGGUGUAACAAUGAGGAUUCACCUCCUUGUUUAGAUAUCUCUUCCAUUACGCUUACUCCUAGGAGUUCUCCUGACUCUAGACUACCAUCUGGAUUGUUAAUACCACCACCUUCAAAAAGUGGUCUUCCAAAGCCAGCCAGUGAAUACAGCUGCCCAAGACCUCGUGCAGGCAGUGUGACACCUAAAUCACCCUCCACUGACAUCUUUGAUAUGGUUCCCUUUUCUCCCAUAUCCCCUCAGUCAUCAACACCUACUCGCAAUGGUACACAGCCUCCUCCAGUACCCAGUAGAUCUACAGAGAUCAAGAGAGACCUUUUUGGAGCAGAACCUUUUGACCCUUUUAGCUGUGGAGCAGGAGAUUUCCCUCCAGACAUUCAGUCCAAACUAGAUGAGAUGCAGCGUCAGCGAUGGUUGGUAUAUCAUAUUUUAAUAAUGGAGGGGUUCAAAAUGGGAUUAACUCUUGAAGGCACAGUAUUUUGUCUUGACCCACUAGACAGCAGGUGCUGA
Molecule: messenger RNA, 1299 nt
Organism: Antrostomus carolinensis (chuck-will's-widow)
Lineage: Eukaryota; Metazoa; Chordata; Aves; Caprimulgiformes; Caprimulgidae
Gene: GULP1
Product: GULP PTB domain containing engulfment adaptor 1
Exons: 12
Coding region: 1-1299 (432 amino acids)
Source: RefSeq, a predicted model, not a curated record